AUGUGUCCUAGUAUUCAUUCCAAAGAAGUAGUGAAUGAGUGUGUAAGCAAAUGUGUUGAUAAGGUAUCUAAAGAAAUGACAGUAGUGGAAGAUACCGCUUUGGCCAAUAAAUCAAGUAGCAGAGUGAAAGUGUUUCUGCAAACAGUAAAGGCAAGAUUAAGAACCCCAGGUAGUAAUCAAUUUGAGACUGUUCGCAUUCUUUUUGAUUCUGGUUCACAGCGUUCUUGCAUUUUAAAGGACUUGGCUGAAAAAAUGAAUUACGAAAGCUUAGGAGAAGAAACAAUCAUACACUCUCUUUUUGGUAAUGUCAAAUCUGGUGAAGUAAUUCAUAACAGACAUCGUGUGUUUCUAACCAGUCAAGAUUACAGUUACAACUGCAACUUUGAGGUAUUGAGUCAAACUACCAUAUGUGGGGAAAUUCCACCUGUUACCGAAGGUGCCUGGAUACAGGAACUUAUAGAGAAAAAUGUUUCUCUGACUGACAUACAUGAGACCAAGCUACCAAUUGGUAUUUUGAUUGGAGCGGAUAUAGCGGGUAAACUAUUCACGGGAAAUACGAUUCAACUGAAAUCUGGACUAGUGGCUAUGGAAACUCUUCUGGGAUGGACACUGAUGGGUAAGGCUAUAAUUAGUGGUAGUACAGGUUCAACUACACUCUCCACUGUUGUAACAUCAAUGUUUAUUAAUGAUGCUGACAUAUUGGAACUGUGGAGAUUAGACACUAUAGGCAUUACUGAUACAAGUGAAUCAGUUUCCAAAGAGCAAAAGGCUUUGGCAGUUAAAAAUCAUUUUAUAAAAACUACCACUAUAAAUGAAGAAGGUCGAUAUGAAGUAAGUUUGCCCUGGGUUUAUUGUCAUCCUCCUUUGCCUAGUAACAGAGAGUUAGCCGAAAAGAGGUUAUCAACAGUUGUAAAGAAAUUGGAUGGUAACAAUUUUACCGUAGACUAUGACUCAGUUUUUAAACAGUGGUUAAGUGAUGGCAUCAUUGAAGCUGUACCUUCUGACGAUUUGAACAACAACUUUCACUACCUGCCACAUAGACCUGUAGUGAAGGAGAGUAGUAUUACCACACAAAUUCGUCCAGUGUUUGAUGCAUCAGCAAAGACCAAGUUUUCACCCUCAUUGAACGACUGUAUUGAAAAUGGACCAAAUUUAAUUGAACUGAUUCCUUCUGUUAUGAUGCGUUUUAGGGAAGGGAAGUUUGGAGUUAUUGCUGAUAUAGCAAAAGCCUUCUUACAGAUAUCGUUAAAUGUACAAGAUAGAGAUUUUCUUCGGUUUUUAUGGUUUGACAUCAAUGAAAGAAGCCGAAGUAUUGUUUACCGCCAUAAAAGAGUUGUUUUUGGAGUGAAAUGUAGUCCAUUUCUUCUAGGGGCAUUAAUUGAUCUGCAUCUUCAAAAAUCUAUGACUUCUCAGGAGUAUGAUGAUAAUGUGGUAAAGAAGCUGAGUAAAAGUUUUUACGUGGACAAUGUUUCGACCAGUGUAGAUACUUAUGAGGAACUAAAACACUUUGUUGAAGAAUCGAAACAAGUUAUGGCUGCCGCUAAGUUUGAUUUAGGAGGAUGGCAUGCCACGAGCGUCAUUGAAGAAGGAGAUACCAAGUUCGUCACUAAUGUUUUGGGAGUUCAAUGGAACUAUAUUGAGGACGUUCUGUUUUUUAACCUCACGAACUGUAUUAAAGAUUUGGACGUGUCUCGAAUCACAAAGAGAGACAUUUUAUCCAUAUCUCACAAUAUCUUUGAUCCAAUUGGUAUCCUUUGCCCUGUUACUUUGUUUCCUAAACUUCUUCUGCAAAGUAUGUGGGACUUGAAAAUUGACUGGGACACUGAAGUAAGUUCAGACAUCAGUAAACUAUUCAUACUGUGGUAUAAUGAGCUAAGCGCUCUUGGAAAAGUGAAAAUACCCCGAUGGAUAGGUAAAAUGACUAUGGAUUCAAAUGGUUGUAGUAUUCAUACAUUUUGCGACGCAAGUAAAGAUGCCUAUGCUACAGUUAUUUACUUGAGAGUUGAAAUUGAAGAUGAAGUAAGAGUCCAAUUAUUGUCUGCAAAAUCAAGAGUUGCUCCUCUGAAGAAAACCACAAUUCCAAGAUUGGAAUUAUUAACCGCCACGGUGGGAGCACGUCACACAAGCUGGACGAAAAAAUCAAAGUUCCAAAAAGGUUCAUGUUUGAGUAGUAAUACUACUCGGUGGGAGGAUGUUAUAUCUCCUAGUCUGUUGAUAUGA
Messenger RNA from Macrosteles quadrilineatus (aster leafhopper), 2220 nucleotides. RefSeq lists its product as uncharacterized. Bases 1 to 2220 code for a protein of 739 amino acids. The transcript has a single exon. The record is from RefSeq and is a predicted model, not a curated record. Lineage: Eukaryota; Metazoa; Arthropoda; Insecta; Hemiptera; Cicadellidae.